GCCGUUAAAAAGGUGAGAUUUAUCGCGCAUAGGUGGCGGCAAAAGGGGAGCACUAUUCUCUCGUUGAUAUUGUUCAAAUAGAGCCCUUUUUUAUCAGAGAAUUAGGGUUUCUUUUGUUUUUCGGGGAGGAAAUUAGGGUUUCUUCUCUGUGGUUUUUUUCCUUGAUUACUUCGAAGUUCGAACAUAUUACGUUCUUCUCUUUGCAGAAACCAAAUAUUGUUGUUUUCGCUAGGGAUUUUGCCUUGCCUCGCCAAUGUCCUGGGAGUCGACUGCGUCCUACGUAUCGGCUCGGAGCCUCGAUCUCAACUCCGUAGCUGUGGUUCACCAAGCAGAACUCGAGGGUUCCGGCGGUACCGGCAAAUCUGAUGGGGAUUCCGCUGCUAGGGAUGAUUUGAGCCGUGGAGAUCGCGAAGAAGAUAAGAACGUCAGCGAGGUUGAUGAAAAUGAUGGAAAUGGAAAAGGCAUUCAACUGGGUGCGAAAUUCGCGGGUUUCACGCAAGAGGAUUGGAAGAAAGGCGAGGAAACUCCAAACCCGACCGCAACCACCUUGGAUUCUAACACCGAUUUGACGGGUAAAGCUGAUACCUCCAAAGGGGAUGAUGCGGAUAAAAGCGACGCAAACCAUCUGCAAGGUGAUACAAUUCUGGUGAGUGAAGAAUUAUUCUCCAAUGAUAACGACUUUGAUGUGUUUUUCAAGAAAGAUGAUUCUUUUGGAGAGGUAGAUGAUGCUCCUAAAUCUGAACAAGCGGGGGAGACUCUAGAUGUUGAGUUGUUGAAUUAUGUCGAUAACAAGCAGUUACAAAGUGAGGAACUGGGAGGCAAAUCUGAAUUUUCUGUUUGUGAUAUGGUGUGGGGCAAAGUGAGGAGCCAUCCUUGGUGGCCUGGACAGAUCUAUGAUCCUUCAUUUGCAUCGGAUAUGGCACUGAAGCAUCAGAAGAAAGAUCACUUCUUAGUAGCAUAUUAUGGGGACAAAACUUUUGCUUGGAAUGACAAGUCCCGAUUGAAGCCUUUUGAAUCAUUCUUCUCUCAGAUGGAGAAGCAGAGUAGCUUGGAUGAAUUUGUAAAUGCUGUUGAUGUUGCAUUGGAAGAAGUGGCAAGGCGCAUUGAGAUUGGAAUGACUUGUGGUUGUGUUGCAGAUGAGUUUAUUGCUGGUUUGAAUCACCAAAUGAUUGAGAAUGCUGGUAUUAAAGAAGGUACAUGCUGCCCUACAUUGGAUCGAUGUGCAGUUGCGAGUUCAUUUGAUCCCGGUAGGCUGCUUGAUUAUAUUCAUGAACUAGCUCGGUUACCUUGUGGACAUUUUGAUAAAUUGGAGCUUGUUAAAGUAACUGCUCAGGUGAAGGCCAUCUAUAUGUCAAAGGGUUAUUCUGAACUACCAGAAUUCUGUUUUGGUGGAGGGUUAUCACACAGUGAAGACGGUUCAGGCCAUGAAAGGGAAGAAGCAGGACAAGAUGAUACAGAAUUUAAGAAGAAUGGAAUUCUUUCAAGCUACACGUCCUCAAAGGAAAAGAGAAGAGGAAGGGGCAGGCCACCUGGUAAAAAGAAUGACAUUGAAGAGGAUAGCAGAAAGAUAGAAAAUAAAAUGGAUGAAACACUUUCAAAUGACUCAUCUUCAAAGGAGAAGAGAAGAGGCAGGGGCAGACCACCUGGUAAAAAGAAGGCCAUUGAAGAGGAUGGCAGAAAACAAAGGAGCUUGCCGGAGCUGAUGAGAGAAACGGCUGAUCCUACUGCUUUGAAUGGUACAAACGUGAAAAAUGGUGCAAAAGCUUCUUCGAAAUCUUCCAUCAAGAAACGCAAGAUUAGUGAUUCUGAUUCAGUUGACCGUGGGAAACGUAAGAAAAGGAGGCUCAACUCUUUGGGUGAUAUUGGGAGCUUGUCAGAUUCUUCAUCUGAUGUGAAGGCUUUGAAAAUUGGACAACGCAUUAGCCGAGUUGCCAAAGAAAUGAAAUUUUCAUGCUCAGAGCACAGCAACAUAAAACUCCAAAAGGGCAAGUCUAAGACAAAUGAAAGAACAAGUUCUGUUCAUGGUGAUAGUAAGUCUCCAAAAAAAGAUGCAUCUUUUAUGCAGGACUAUCCGACACCAAGUGAGAUGCUGUCCCAGCUUUGCUUUGCCGCAAAAAGUCCCACAAAAGCGCACAGAUUCCAAUCUAGCGCUGUUGGUUUCUUUGUGAAUUGGAGGGAUUCACAUGCGCCUGACUCUCUUGAUGAUGAUAAGCUGCUAAACCUAGCGGAGAGUAGAAGGGGUCGGAAAAAACUAGCUGAGUCUGGGCUAGUCUCUGUGGAGGUAAAGUCUGAUUAUUUACAAGAUUCUUAUUGGUCUGAUGUCAUAUUUGAAGAGAACCCAAAGAAAGAAGUUCCAUCUAGGGGCAGGAAGAGGAAAGCAAGCUCUGAGUUGAAUCAAACGAAGAAAAGUAAACCUGCAGGGAUAUCAUCAGUUUCUAGCCCCUUGGAAAUCACUUUGAACGCUUCUGAGCAUUUGCUUGAUGGUUCUGCUAUUCUUAUUGAUGAGCAGCAACAGGAAGAAAGACUAUUAAACUUGUCUGAUGAUAAAACUGUGGAAGAGUGCAAUCCUGCUGCAUUAAUUCUGAGCUUUAAUGAUCCAAAUAGUCUCCCUUCCGAGUCAGAUCUCAUAAAGAUUUUUAGCCAGUAUGGUCCUCUCAAAGAAGCAGAUACCGAAGUUUCAAAAAAGAGCAGACGUGCUUCGGUUAUGUUCGAAAGAGGCGUUGAUGCUGAAGUGGCUUUUAGCAGUUCAGGAAAAUUCAGUGCUUUUGGGCCGAAUCUUAUCAGCUACAGGCUUAGGUACUUAACAUCAUCUUCUCCAGGUUCCACACCAAUGAUGGAUCCUUCUCCAACAAAAGAGGGAGCCUCCAUACUUCCAGAAGAUUCUGGGGUGGUGCCAACUGAUGAGAAAGCUUAACUGGUUCAUUGGGGGUAUAUUGGUGGUAGCGAUAGUUAGAUGCUUCACCCACUGAUUGUAGCUGUAAUGUUCAGAACUUUCGGUUCAAAAAGAUUCUAUGGCACUGUCAACAGGACGUAGCUCCGGGCAACUGAUCUCCUUCUAGAAGUUACAAUGCUGCUUCCGUAGGUUAGCUUAUAGAGACGUCUUACAAAAAUUUCUUCUAGUCUUUCUUAACCCAUGUUAAAGUUAUUUCUCUUGCUGUAGAGUAGUCCCAAUGCUUUGAUGUAAAGAAAUUGCAGUUUUUAUAAUAGAAAAGAUCAUUGGACUCUUUGACUGAAUUCCCUCAA
Molecule: messenger RNA, 3243 nt
Organism: Dendrobium catenatum
Lineage: Eukaryota; Viridiplantae; Streptophyta; Magnoliopsida; Asparagales; Orchidaceae
Exons: 3
Coding region: 254-2914 (886 amino acids)
Source: RefSeq, a predicted model, not a curated record